AUCGCGCGACGUUUUUUCUCGCUGGACAUCGGACAAUGUAUACUCUAUACGUCUUGUUUGUACAGUCGUUUAAAAACCAAGAUGGUCGCUAGUUUUUGAGCUGUUAUAACUAAAUCUAAACAUUUUAAUCUUGUCAACAGUUUACACGGUAAAAUACAAUGCGGGUGGUAAAAAUCAAAAAUUUGAAUAAAUCUCAUUUGGAAAAGACUUUCAUCGUAAAAGGAAGAAUUAGAUAUCUCAAAGUAGAUAAUAAUAAAAAAUCGAGUGGAAAACAUUUAAAUUCUAUACUUUUUGAUGACAGUUCAGAGAUAGAAGUUGUAGCUUUCAAAGAUUGCGAUGAAAUAUUUAAAAAGUUAAAUACUGAUAAUGUUGUACAAAUUGAAAAUGCUAUGUUAAAAGAAGUUAAUAAAGAUUAUAAAAAAACCAAGCACAAGUAUAAAAUAAUAUUGAUAAGUAAUUCAAUAAUUACAACCAUAAAUAAUAAUGAGGUAAAUAACAAUGACUUUCCAAUUCACAAAUACACUUCAGCCGCAGUAUUAAAAACUCUAGAAACAGGAAUGAUAAUUGAUGUCUUUGGUGUCUGUAUCCAACUCAAUAGUGAGAAGACUAAUACUCAAUCUCAGACAUACAGAAAGGGAGUUAUCAGGGUUGAACUCACAGAAUUUGAAGUUAGGUUUUAUGGCGAAAAAGCUGAAAAACUGUAUGAUGUAGGUAGCGUAUUGACCUUGUCUUGUGUUACAUAUAUCAAUAUCAAAGGAUCUGAAUUUUUAUCUGUUGGGCAUUUAAGUAAUGUCAAAUGUACUUUGCAACAGCUAUUUAAUGUCCCAGUCUUGGAAAGUUUGGCGAUUGAAUCACCUGAUCAAAUACCUUCGACUUCGUAUUCAACUCCCUCCAUCAAAAGUUUGGCGAUUGAAUCACCUGUUCAAAUACCUUCAACUUCAUAUUCAACUCCCUCAAUAAAAAGAACAACUCAAGAUAUUAAUGUAGAAGAAAGUCCCUCAAAAAUUCUAAAAAUAGCUGAUCCUGAAGAGUCAUUUUCUGAUGAAAGAUUUUUUAAUACUGUGCAGAACCUCUUAAAAGAAGUCGACGACAAGAACAUAAAUGUGAUAAAAUUGCGCAUUUUAGAAUUUAUUUCAGAAAUACUUCGAAAAAAUAAGACAUGAUGCUUCUAAACAAUUUUAAAAAGAUUAUAAUAUCUAAUUUGCUAUCUAUCUAUAACAGUGUUUUACUCUGAGUAUAACAGUUGUAUUUAUUUUUCUGACUUAUCUUAGUAAAAAUGUUUUAAUAGCUAAUCAAUAAUUAUUUUAUUAUCAUAGUAAAAAUAUAAUCAUGAAAAUGUAUAAAGACAAUGUUUUUACUCACAAGAAUUUUGAAUAAAUGAGAAAGCUUGAAAUGCAUAUAAAAAAAU
Molecule: messenger RNA, 1408 nt
Organism: Melanaphis sacchari
Lineage: Eukaryota; Metazoa; Arthropoda; Insecta; Hemiptera; Aphididae
Exons: 8
Coding region: 159-1163 (334 amino acids)
Molecular function (GO): nucleic acid binding
Source: RefSeq, a predicted model, not a curated record